UAGUGUGCRUGAUCUGUUAUUGGCAGGUGAAGGAGGGGCUGCGUUGCUGACAUAGGCACAUAAACAAAAAGCUGUAGUGUGAGCACAUCUGAAUAAAUACUCCUUCACUGUGCUGUUUAUUCCCCUUCAUUGUAAUUUCAGYAUUAGUAGGACAAAAAAACCUGUCCCAACGUUUCAGGAAGGAUUUAAUAUUCUUAGUCUGCAGUGCAAAAUCCUGACUGUUACAUUUUUACUGAUACCUUUCAGUGUUUUGCAAUAUCCAGCAUCUUUUCUGCAUGCACCUUUCCUUGUGUGUGUGCAAAUUAAUACAAAAAGUGAAGCGGGAUAACGGACUGUAUUAUUUCUCACUAACAGUUUGCAGGCUGAAAUCGUCGGUYAGCUUCCUUACUCGAUCAGAUCGACCAAAUCUAGCUUACCAUAAACUCAAAGGCAGGAAUCCAGGGAUUAUUUUCCUUCCAGGCUUUAAUUCAAACAUGAACGGUCAGAAAGCAAUUGCCCUUGAGGAUUUCUGCAACUCGCUAGGUCAUGCCUUCAUCAGAUUUGACUACACAGGAUGUGGAAAUUCAAAUGGUAACUUCGAGGAGUGCACAAUAGGGAAAUGGAGGAAGGAUGUUCUGUCUAUACUGGAUGAACUUACAGAUGGACCACAGAUCCUGGUGGGCUCCAGCCUAGGGGGAUGGCUGAUGCUUCAUGCUGCCAUGGCGCGCCCGGAUAAAGUAGCUGCUCUAGUUGGAGUGGCUGUAGCAGCAGAUCACCUCGUAACAACUUUUAACAGGCUUCCCAUCGAGACACAGAAAGAAAUCGAAGAUAAAGGCGAGUGGAAGUUUCCAACAAAGCACAGUGAGGAAGGCUACUACACUCUCACGUACGACUUCAUUAGAGAAGCAGAAAACCACUGCGUGUUGAAUAGCCCUAUUCCCAUCACGUGCCCCGUAAGACUCAUCCACGGCAUGAAGGACGAGGACGUCCCGUGGCAGAUCUCGCUGCAGGUGGCGAAUCGGGUUCUGAGCAGGGACGUGGAUGUGAUCCUGCGCAAAGGCGGCCGCCACCGCCUGAGCGAGAAGGAGGACACCAAGCUGCUCGUCAACACCGUGGACGACCUCAUUGACAAGCUGAGCACAGCGACCUAAGCCCUGCCAUCACGGAAUCCACGGCCUCUGCAGCCGACCCGUUCCCAAAAGUAGCGGAAACCCUGUUCUCUAGGAGAUGAUGCCAGGGUUGUGGCUGUCACAGUAGGAACUGAAGCUUCUACCUGCUGUUCCUUACCUCUGUCUUGUAAAUACAGGUGUUUUUAUUGACGCUGCAUUUGCACAGAUAGUUCCAAGUGUGAAGGGAGUGCUGCUGUUUGUUCCGAAAUCUCUCCUUCACCACUUAGACCUUUUUUUUAUGAGCUUCCUACACUGUUUUCUACUGAAACAUUUACCUUCCUGAUUUUGUGCCACUGGUUCCUUUUGUUACUGCUUGACCUGUACAAUACAACUUAAUUUUUCUCAUUUCUUUGGCACCUUUACUGCCCUGUGCUUUUGUCUGAAACCCUUCUGUGAAAGCCAAAAUACAACAAAAGUGUUUAGCAAAGUUAUUAGCRUUAGAAAGAGAAUAUAUAAACAUGAAGCGUAAUAAACAGGUUUCAAAUGAAAUGAUGAUAGUGUCCUUAAAUAGUGUUAAAAUUGUCAAAUUAAAUUGUAAAGCCCUGAUAGUGUGCCUGGCGUGCUGGCUGAGGAUUUGGGAUUUGUUCAGAGGAUGAGCACUGUGUUCUACAGAGYCGAAUACCCAGAGGCCUGUUACGUGACUCCCAACAUGCACGGGAGUCCCGCUGUUGCUGUCUUAAGAGUCUGAAAGUCUCAGUGCCUCGGAGUGYGAAUUUAGCUUCCCUGUAUAUUUUUACAAGUGGGAUUUACGUCCUUUUCUCCAGGCUACCUUGGCAUAGUGUUUAACUAGUGAGACUUAUUAAGGAAAUAAUAUAUAAUCUUAGUGUAACGCAACUGAAGUUGGAUCRGUUCUGUAACUGUUUACUUCUAUAGCAAGUGCUUCAAAGUGAGGAGUACAAGAGCAUAUGGACUCCGUGCCUCUCUCCAGCAUGUGGAUUGCCAGGAGGAUUGUCAGUCUUCUGGAGUUAGCGUGAGGAGCACAACUGCAAACGUGAGCAGCUAUUAACUGAGAGGUAAUAGUUGGAUAGUUCUUGAAACAUAAAUCACUUCAGAAUUUAAUACUUUGUGGAUUUAAUUGCAAAGGGCACUAUUACUUAUCCUUUUCCAAAAGUAAGGCGUCAUCCACACUGUUGGAAUAGACAUCAAAACUUAGGUGAAAUAAGUCCUGUUUGCCUCAAAGUGAAGCCUCAGUCAGAAACAUUUGCUAGUUCCUGGCUUCGCUCUUUGAAGUAUGAAGUAGCAUCACUAUUCAUACCCAGAAAAUUAAGGCUUCUAGGGACAAGGUAUUUCUAUAGGAUUUGUCUUUUUCAUUGUUAGCAUUCUCAGUAGAAAUUCCUUGUACGGAGCUUUGCCAAGGUAGUCAUUAAAUAAAAAAUACAAGAACUGUAUUUCAUAUAUCUUCUUUGGACGUAGGCUUCAGCACUGGAAAAAAAUGAGCUUUGAUGUGAAAUUUUUGCAUCCGAUUGGGAGGAUAAAAAAGAUGGCUCUAGUUCAAAUAAAGUUAUAGUAAAAUUAGAGUAUAGAUGUGACCCUUCUGGUUUAAGUGAACUAGUUUCCCAAUGGAGUAAACUAAGCUCAGGAAUAUCUGUCUUGGGAACUGUCUUAUUCUGUGGAAUGUUGUUUCCGCUUAUUGCUGGUUUCUGAAGGGAGGAGACACUUUUUCGGCCAGCAUGAAUAUGCCAUUCA
Molecule: messenger RNA, 2834 nt
Organism: Nothoprocta perdicaria
Lineage: Eukaryota; Metazoa; Chordata; Aves; Tinamiformes; Tinamidae
Gene: ABHD10
Product: abhydrolase domain containing 10
Exons: 5
Coding region: 276-1130 (284 amino acids)
Biological process (GO): protein depalmitoylation
Cellular component (GO): mitochondrion
Molecular function (GO): hydrolase activity, hydrolyzing O-glycosyl compounds; palmitoyl-(protein) hydrolase activity
Source: RefSeq, a predicted model, not a curated record